Messenger RNA from Pungitius pungitius (ninespine stickleback), 1762 nucleotides. RefSeq names its product tubulin alpha-1C chain-like. The record is from RefSeq and is a predicted model, not a curated record. Gene Ontology annotation, cellular component: cytoplasm; microtubule. NCBI's taxonomy places the organism in Eukaryota, Metazoa, Chordata, Actinopteri, Perciformes, Gasterosteidae. Gene Ontology annotation, molecular function: structural constituent of cytoskeleton; GTP binding. The transcript is spliced from 4 exons. The coding region runs from base 147 to 1496 and encodes 449 amino acids. Gene Ontology annotation, biological process: mitotic cell cycle; microtubule cytoskeleton organization.
CGCUCCGCCCUCUGCAGCGGCUAUAAAGCCGUGUGCGUCACACUGUGACGGGACUUCACUCACAGAGAUCUCAUUGUAGGUGACCUGUGAGAGCCCCGCAGCCUCGAAUUUCUCUUUUUCCAAAGGACAAUCGGAACAUCGUCAUAAUGCGAGAGUGUAUCUCUGUCCACGUCGGCCAGGCCGGUGUCCAGAUGGGCAACACCUGCUGGGAGCUGUACUGCCUGGAGCACGGCAUCCAGCCCGACGGCCAGAUGCCCAGCGAGAAGCCCAAGGGGGGCUACGACGACUCCUUCACCACCUUCUUCAGCGAGACCGGCAACGGGAAGUACGUCCCCAGGGCCAUCUUCGUGGACCUGGAGCCCACUGUGAUCGAUGAGGUUCGUACGGGAACGUAUCGACAGCUUUUCCACCCCGAGCAGCUCAUCUCCGGCAAGGAGGACGCCGCCAACAACUACGCCCGCGGCCACUACACCGUGGGGAAGGAGCACAUCGACAACGUGCUCGACAGGAUCCGCAAACUGUCUGACCAGUGCACGGGUCUGCAAGGCUUCCUGAUCUUCCACUCCUUCGGAGGAGGAACCGGCUCAGGCUUCACCUCCCUCCUGAUGGAGCGCCUCUCGGUGGAUUUUGGCAAGAAGUCCAAGCUGGAGUUCGCCAUCUACCCGGCCCCCCAGGUGUCCACCGCCGUGGUGGAGCCCUACAACUCCAUCCUGACCACCCACACCACCCUGGAGCACUCGGACUGCGCCUUCAUGGUGGACAACGAGGCCAUCUACGACAUCUGCCGCAGGAACCUGGACAUCGAGCGCCCCAGCUACACCAACCUGAACCGGCUCAUCAGCCAGAUCGUCUCCUCCAUCACGGCCUCGCUGCGCUUCGACGGCGCCCUGAACGUGGACCUGACGGAGUUCCAGACCAACCUGGUGCCUUACCCCCGCAUCCACUUCCCCCUGGCCACCUACGCGCCGGUCAUCUCGGCCGAGCGGGCCUACCACGAGCAGAUCACGGUGGCCGAGAUCACCAACGCCUGCUUCGAGCCGGCCAACCAGAUGGUGAAGUGCGACCCCCGCCACGGCAAGUACAUGGCGUGCUGCCUGCUGUACCGCGGCGACGUGGUGCCCAAGGACGUCAACUCUGCCAUCAGCAACAUCAAGACCAAGCGCAGCAUCCAGUUCGUGGACUGGUGCCCCACCGGCUUCAAGGUGGGCAUCAACUACCAGCCCCCCACCGUGGUGCCCGGGGGCGACCUGGCCAAGGUGCAGCGGGCCGUGUGCAUGCUGAGCAACACCACGGCCAUCGCCGAGGCCUGGGCCCGCCUCGACCACAAGUUCGACCUGAUGUACGCCAAGAGGGCCUUCGUCCACUGGUACGUGGGGGAGGGGAUGGAGGAGGGCGAGUUCUCUGAGGCCAGGGAGGACAUGGCCGCCCUGGAGAAGGAUUACGAAGAGGUGGGCAUGGACUCGUUUGAGGAAGACGAAGAGGGCGAAGAGUAUUGAGACGAGGAAGCAGACGUAUAUUGUUUAUAAAUUGAGCCGUUUUUAAAGAAAGGGGGUAAAGUUCUCGCUCAAUCCAACAGUUCAUGAUUCUAAAUGGCCUCCAGAAGCAUGCAGAGUGUGUCAAUGUUCAGUUUGCUUGUAUGUAGAACUCAAUAAACACUAAUGUCACUGCUGGGCAGCGGUUUGUCUGAGCUCAAUCAGAAAUGACUCUCCGAUGGGAGAGGUGUGCCUUUACAUCCUUUUCUAAAUAAAGCUGUUGAGACCAA